Messenger RNA from Mugil cephalus (flathead mullet), 1389 nucleotides. RefSeq names its product matrix AAA peptidase interacting protein 1 (gene maip1). Lineage: Eukaryota; Metazoa; Chordata; Actinopteri; Mugiliformes; Mugilidae. Gene Ontology annotation, molecular function: ribosome binding. The record is from RefSeq and is a predicted model, not a curated record. Gene Ontology annotation, biological process: inner mitochondrial membrane organization; protein insertion into mitochondrial inner membrane from matrix. The transcript is spliced from 5 exons. Gene Ontology annotation, cellular component: mitochondrial inner membrane. The coding region runs from base 42 to 770 and encodes 242 amino acids.
UUCAAGGACACAGUCUGUGUACGUCUAGGGGGGAAAAAAAGAUGGCGCUCCCCAUGUUAAGAGGUUGUUCCAGGUUUCCGUCGACAUUUAGCUUUACUCGUGUGUUUUUAAAUGAAAGACUCGUCCUGAACAAGUUGCAUCAGACUCGGCUACAUCCCUCCUCGGCCCCGGUUCGGCUCUACGGGUCGGACCCGUGGCAGAAACCCGCGAAGAAGAUGAUUUGGGUCGGUAUCCCGAACCCGUUCAUCUGGUUCCGAACCCGGAUUUACUCCUUUCUGAUCAGGACGUACUUCGACAAAGACUUCAGCAUUGAAGAGUUUACGGAGGGAGCGAAGCAGGCCUUUGUUCAGGUUUCCAGGCUGUUGUCUCAGUGUCAGUUCAAAGCGCUGGACGGACUCGUAGCUUCAGACCUGGUUGGGAAGCUGGAGGAAAAGUGCAGCUCGCUGCCGUCCAACUACAAGGAAGCGCUCUGUGCAGAUCCUGAUGACAUCAUGCAAACGAUACUCGGAGACAUGGGAGUUUUCUAUGAUGAUAACGGGAGAAAGUUUGUCCGUGUCCUGACGCGUUUCUGGUACCUGACCAGCGCAAAUCUUCCUAACGACAGCUUAGAGGGAAUUCGCAUGUUUAAGGUGGUGAUCGGACGGGAAGACGGACAAGAAGAAACCAAGAGAGUGCUAACAGCCACGUAUGAAUUUCAGAGGGAGUUCACUAAAGGAGUUCCUCCAGACUGGACCAUCACGAGGAUAGAGCACUCCAAGCUUUUGGAUUAGUGGAAAUUCCCUUGUGUUUGCUUUCAUUACAGCGAAAUCAGCUUGACGUUAUGCACAUCAUGAGGGGAAAGGAGAAGCUGCUGCUCACUGAGCGUCGGAGGAAAACAUCAGGACAAAGUUGGAGAUUCGUUAAGGCCAGAACUGUCUGCGCUAACAUAACUUCACUAUGUCACAGAAACCAGUGAUCAGAACUUUGUGAACUCACUCUGGAAGAUGUGGUAUUUAAUAAUAAAAAACUAAAUGAUAUUUAUCUCUGACUAACGCAUAAAUACACUGAGGAUUUCUUGGUUGCACAAUCUGACCCUCAUGAUCUGACGACUGAAGCGGUUUAAAUGAAAGAUUUCUUGGACCUGCACUUUCAUAUUUAAAUGCAGAAUGUGUCGAAGUUAAAUGCGGCAAGAAUAACUGGUUUGUGCUGUCAUGAUAUUACAUAUUAUUAUUCCAUGAACCACAUUUAUAUCCAGGUAAAAAUGCCAACAGACACUAUUCAUAAUCUGUUGCAGCCAUAAGGCUUCAGAGUAACAUACGCGCUUGUGUUCUGGUGUUUUUAAAGGUGGAGGUGACGUCGUUUAGCCGCAACAAACACUUGUUUGUUUUAAUAAAGAACUAUGAAAUGAAA